GAAGGGCGGAAGCAAACCGGAAACAAGCCAAGGGAGAGGGCGGAAGACCACAACUACCAAUGUUCGGCCUUCGAGGAACAACGCGAGGCAUGAGAGAAAGGUUCCACUGGACGGGACGGGACAGGACGGGACUAGGGAAGGCUCGGCGACUGAAGCAGGCCAAGGAAGAAGCUCAGAUGGAGGUAGAGCAAUACCGUAGGGAACGGGAGCAGGAAUUCCAGAGCAAGCAGCAAGCGGCCAUGGGCUCCCAGGGGAACUUGUCAGCUGAGGUGGAGCAGGCAACACGUCGCCAGGUUCAGGGCAUGCAGAGCUCUCAGCAGCGCAGUCGUGAGCGGGUCUUGGCUCAUCUCCUGGGCCUGGUCUGUGACAUCAAGCCCUACAUCCAUCCCAACUACCGGAUUGCUGCCUAGUCACCAGUCACCCCCACCCCCCCCACUUCCUAGAACCUCAUACCUUGUCUUCCAUUCAUAUCCCAUUUUACCUAUCAUUUCCCCAGAAACUCAAGGAGUCAUCCUGUAACUCUUCCAUAUGGAACCCUAAAUCUUCUUUAGCUCCAUAACUCCCACCAGGACCUUCUGAGUUUCCUGAGAAUGAUGCCUCCUUUACACAGAAUCUAAAUUUCUAAAUUUACCCCGCAGUGAUCUUAAAACCUUGACCUUGACAGCCUGCCCUAAGAUACUUUAAUAGUGUCUAUGUAACCCUCAAGGCAAGUUAUUUAAUUUCUUCAUCUAUAAAAUGGAGACAACAAAAGUACCUACUUUACAAGUUUCUAGUGAGGAUCAAAAGAGAUAAUAUGUGCAAAGUGCUUUGGAAACCUUGAAGUAUUAAAGGCUACAUAUCAGUUAUUAAUAAAAUGUUUCCCAGAUAAGUAAAAAUCUCUCCCCAAUUGGUUUCAUUUAAGUAAUCCCAAUAACAUAAUUUAAAUGACUAUCCUUCACAUGUCUGGGUUUCCUCUUUCCUGUGACUAAUGAUGAAACUAGCUGACCUCCAUGGUUCCAUUGAUCUUAUUAUGGCUUCAAAGGUUUCUAUUUCCUCCUUACUUAUUUUUUUUCUCUCCUAGCAUUAUCUCCUUUACUUCUCCAUUCUUUUGUUUUUUCUCCUAUCCCUCAAAAUUUCUUCUUGGAAGAGACCUAUUUGACUCCUACUAUUGCCUGUCUUAACUAUAGAGGAACAUCUUGUAUUCCAUGUAAUGCUGUUAUGGGAGUAUCCCCUAUCCUUUUCCAUUUUCCUUCUCUCACACUUCAAUUUCCUAUUGGAUUCUACUCAACUGUGAAGUGAAACCAAUGUAAAUGUCAAUAAAAUAAGGUCUGAAAAA
Messenger RNA from Monodelphis domestica (gray short-tailed opossum), 1315 nucleotides. It is a transcript of the gene ATP6V1G2, whose product is annotated as ATPase H+ transporting V1 subunit G2. The record is from RefSeq and is a predicted model, not a curated record. Lineage: Eukaryota; Metazoa; Chordata; Mammalia; Didelphimorphia; Didelphidae. Gene Ontology annotation, molecular function: ATP hydrolysis activity; proton-transporting ATPase activity, rotational mechanism. Gene Ontology annotation, cellular component: vacuolar proton-transporting V-type ATPase, V1 domain; vacuolar proton-transporting V-type ATPase complex; synaptic vesicle membrane. Gene Ontology annotation, biological process: synaptic vesicle lumen acidification.